CCGGAGUUUUGUAAACUUACGCUAUCCGAGAAGUGGGAGCAAGGCAGCAGGAGUGAGGAAGACAAUGCCAAGAUAACGAAACGCCGAUCAUACUCGGCUGUUUUCCGCUAAUCUCAGCCUGCUGGAAGGCAAUUGAUACCGCCGGCAGCUAAAUAAUCAGAAGCUGGUGUUUCCCUAACCUCUUUUAUCCGGUUCAUCUCUUGCGGAAAUUGGGCAAGCCAUUUCUUGGCAUUGAGUGAAACUAGGGUUUACAAUGGCUGCUCGUUCGGUGUCUCUGAUACCGUUUUCUUAUUUGCCGCUCUCAAAAUUGGGUUCCCGGAAGGAAUGCUGCUCUGUUCCGUUUUUGCGUUUCGAGCUGAACAAUGAGAUUCUGGGUAAAUGUGUGGCUGGAGCGGAGAAUCGGCUUGUUUGUGUCCGAAAGAGGCGUCCAUCGACGACCGUGUAUUUCAUGCUCCCUACAGCGAAGCCAGAGAGAGACCCGACAAAUAGCAUUCCGAAGUGGUCUGCAAGGGCUAUUAAAUCUUUUACCAUGGCCGAGUUGGAAGCUCGAAAGCUGAAAUAUCCUAAUACUGGGACGGAGGCCCUUCUUAUGGGAAUACUUGUCGAAGGGACCAGCUUUGCAUCCAAAUUCUUGCGCAAUAAUGGCAUUACACUUUUUAAAGUCCGGGAGGAAACCAUAAAAUUGCUUGGGAAAUCUGAUAUGUAUUUCUUCAGUCCGGAGCAUCCACCAUUGACUGAUCCAGCACAGAGAGCACUCGAUUGGGCAGUGGAUGAAAAAAUUAAGUCAGGAAAAAGUGGGGAGGUCACUGUGACCCAUUUGCUGCUUGGAAUCUGGUCAGAAAAGGACUCAGCUGGUCACAAGAUUAUGGCUCUUCUUGGUUUUGAUGAUAAGAAAGCAGAAGAGCUUGCUGCAUCUAUGGAUGGAGAUGUAGCCCUGACCGCAGCCUAGAAAGUUAGAUGAUCUGAAGCUUGGAAUAUUUGAGGCAAUUCUUACGUCUUCUACCAUUUUUCUUGGUCUUAUACCCAGUAGCAAAUCAAAACAAUAGGUUCUGUCGAAAUGGUUUUGGUUGUAUUUUAGGCACAGAGUUGUACCUGAGGAAAAUUUGUGUACUCAUCUUGAGAGGACAAACAUUCUUAUGAAAUGAAUAAUCAUAAUCUCUCGAUGAUUUUAGAGUAAUGAAAUGCUGGUUCUGGUUCCUUAGCA
This is a messenger RNA of Nymphaea colorata (pocket water lily), 1204 nucleotides long. RefSeq names its product ATP-dependent Clp protease ATP-binding subunit CLPT1, chloroplastic. Lineage: Eukaryota; Viridiplantae; Streptophyta; Magnoliopsida; Nymphaeales; Nymphaeaceae. The record is from RefSeq and is a predicted model, not a curated record. The transcript is spliced from 6 exons. The coding region runs from base 254 to 949 and encodes 231 amino acids.